Molecule: messenger RNA, 2642 nt
Organism: Ooceraea biroi (clonal raider ant)
Lineage: Eukaryota; Metazoa; Arthropoda; Insecta; Hymenoptera; Formicidae
Biological process (GO): sensory perception of smell
Cellular component (GO): membrane
Molecular function (GO): olfactory receptor activity; odorant binding
Source: RefSeq, a predicted model, not a curated record
UAUUAUUCGAAAACAUUAUUAAUAUUGAAAAAUAAAAUAGCGCGCGUCUGUGGUGCUAGUAUAUAUAAAAUUUAUGUGCAAGAACUAAUAUUCUUAUUCGCUGAAAUUCGUAUUAAAUUUUAAUUAAAUGUUAUAGUUUAUUAUUUCAUCAUGAAUUGAUUAAAUGUAUCAAGUUCAAUAGCAAAGUCUAGAUUAAUGUACUUGAUAGCAUAAAAUAAUAACAUAUUUCGAUAUUGAAAACCAGUAAUUCUAGAUUCUUUUGAGUUAAUUCAAAUGCAGAUAAAAAAUCUACUAGAAACUGCUGGUAUUUAUCAGUCAAUACUGUGGUUUCAAGUACUAUUAUAGAUAUUUUUAUGAUAUAUCGCACGCUGCUGUCUUCAACGGAGAAGUGAACUGUACAAAUGCACACAGUGGAAUGAAACGCAUGAAAUUCUGGCGUUAAAGGAAAAGUGAACUACGCAUGCGUCGGUUUCUAUCAAGAUAUUAUUUUACGAAUAUUUUUCCGUGGGAAGUAACCACAUGUCGAAUUUCCUUUAACAUUAUAUUGAUCACUUAAUCGCCAUCGUCUUCUCGGGGUAGGUGACAAAUUAUGAGUGUAUCGAGCGCGGUAUGUGCUAUCUUAUACUCCGUUUAUAUUAUUGAACAGUGUGCAUGGCAAUUUACUUAUAUAAUCAUAUAACAUUAUAUAAAAUUGUAUAAUUCUAAAAUUGGUAAAGAAAUUUUACCAAUUUUACAAUUAUACAAUUUUAUAUAAUGUUAUAUGAUUAUAUAAAUCGCAAUUGCUUUUAUGCAAGAUGAGGUUUCACGAACCACCACAAAAUAUUUUGCAGUCAAACGUAACUCGAUAAACUCACGAUCGCUUGUAAAAUGAGUAUCUCCGUUCAAGAACGGUACUUUAGCUUGAAUAGAAUUAUAUUACUCGCUACUGGCUUAUGGCCUUAUCAACAAUCAAAGUUUGCUCGAUUUCAGGCAGCAUUGUAUCUCAGUAUGAUGAUAAGCUUCAUCAUAUUCCUGAUGAGGCAAUGAAUGUUGAAGCAAAUAAAUCCCAAGAAAGUUUUAAUUACAGCUUUCAAGACUUUGUUUUACAGAACAAUCCUUUGAAUUUACUCUUCAUUUGCUUUCUAUGUCAACAUAUUUUAUUUUCCUCCUGAUUAAGUAUAUCUCCUUUUGGAUUAACAUGAAAUCUAUAAGAUAUUUAUUGGAGCAAUUUCAAUACAUCUACAAGAGGCUAAAGGAUUCGAAAGAAAUUGCUAUUUAUAACAAAUAUGGAAAUAAUGGAAAACGAAUAACAAUCGGUCUUAUAAUAGUUGGAAUAUGCACUCAGACUUAUCUGAUUGCAAUACAAUGUUUGCCACACAUUUUGGAUAUGAUUAUGCCCAAAAAUGAGACCUACAUGCACCGCUUUAUAGUAAUUGUGACUGAAGGAUUCGCCGUACAAGAAAAAUAUUUCUAUUUAUUGUUUCUGUAUCUAUACGCAGUUUUAACCGCAGGAGCAGUUACACUCAUAGCGGUAGGGGCAAUGUUGUUAUCAUGUUUGAAACAUAUCUGUGGAAUGUUCAGAAUUGCUAGCUACCGCUUCGAACAAGCAGUAACGGCUACGUUACAAAAUAUUACCUUAAAAAAUAAAACUAUGUUUUACAAAGAGUUUAUCUAUGCCGUGGACAUUCAUCGCAAAGCUACGGAGUAUGCCAAAUGUGUUCUGGGCGACAUGGAACGAUCACUUUUCGUUGUUACAAUGGUUACUGUGCUUUGUUUGAGUUUGAAUCUUUAUGAAGUAAGCUUUUUACAUUCAUUAUUACUUAUGAGUACUCUAUGUAGCAUUUUACAAUAUUUAAUUCGAAAGAAAGUUUUAAUAAGAAGAUAAAUAUCUUAUUAAGAAUCAUUUUAAAAUAUGAAAAAAGUAAAUUCUAAAUAUCAUGCUAAUUGCUUAAACAUACAAUUUCAAAAAUUCGCUAGAAAUUGCAUAGGAAAUGAUGAAUUGCAAAGAUAUAAAUAUUAUUAGAGAUAUUAAGGUAUUAAUUGUACAAUGAUGGUGGUUUAGGUAUUUCAAAUUAAAUCACCUAUGCAAGAAAUAGAAAAGACAAUGGGACAUCUUCUUCUUAUCAUUUUUCUGUUUAUAUACAUGUUUGCAGCUAACUAUGCUGGACAGGAAAUUACAGAUUCUAAUAAUCAUGUAUUUCUUGCGGUGUAAGCAAUAUUUUUAUUGUUGUGUGGUUCUUAUAUUUUUAUUUGUAUAAUUUUCAGUGUUGAAAGCGCUCGUAUAUCUUUUUAUAAAUCGUAUAUCUUUUUUUCAAAUUGUCAAUUCUAUGCCACGUUUUUUAUAGAUACAAUGCUCCAUGGUACUUAGCACCAUUGCAGAUGCAGAAGUUGACCUUGUUCUUAUUACAAAGAAAUAGCAAAGCUUUCACUUUGAGUAUCGGUGGAUUAUUCACAUUAUCUAUAGAGUGCUUUACUUCGGUAAAAUUAUACAUAUACAUAAAUAAUAUAUGUGCAUUGUUCAAAAGUAAGGAAAAAGAUAAACUAAGGAGAGUAUAUUUGUUUUCAGUUAGUAAGUGCAUCAGUAUCUUACUUCACUCUCAUGCUAUCUUUGUAUUAAUAACGAAGACGCAUCCAAUAAUAUCGUAUGAAUACGUGAAAUAUUA